UAGUUGACGAGUUCCCGAUCGGAUAGCCUGUCCCCUCUGUGUCAGUCAUGAGUGGCCGCGAUGACGAAGCCCAUGGGCAAAUGAAGACAAAUCCAUCUGAGCUUCAGUUGCACUUGAAGGAGCUGUGGGGACCCAAUAUUUGCGGCAGCCAGCUGACGAGUGUUAAGUGCUGGCUGCUUCACCCGGUGGGCAGGAAUGACACCUUGACCAGUCUGGCCCUCAAGUACGACACCAGCAUCGGUAAAAUUUGUCGGGCCAAUCGCAUGCAGUGGCAGGAUGUGCUCCUGACGCGUCGCCAAGUCUGGGUACCCGUCCGGCUGCAGAAGAACGAGGACAUCGUCACUGAGCUGACCAAACGGAUGGGAACGCGGAUCCUGAACACUUCUGUGUCCUUCGCGAACCCGUGCACGCAUCCGCCGCAUUUCCAUCGCCAGAGCUCCGCCAAUCCGGAUGCCUUUGCCAAGGAUCGGGACCCUCUGCUGAUCACCAGCGAGCACAUGUCAAUUGAAGAAUAAAGCACUGCAUUCCG
This is a messenger RNA of Drosophila persimilis, 529 nucleotides long. RefSeq lists its product as uncharacterized. NCBI's taxonomy places the organism in Eukaryota, Metazoa, Arthropoda, Insecta, Diptera, Drosophilidae. Bases 48 to 515 code for a protein of 155 amino acids. The transcript has a single exon. The record is from RefSeq and is a predicted model, not a curated record.